GAUGACUUCAUUGACGGCGCCUUGUUUGCCAUUAACUUGACCAAUGUCUCAAGCACCACUAAGUUUAGCUGCUUCUUUAUGUUUGGUCUUCAACCACGGCUACCAUUCGACGUUGAAAAACUUGUGCAGCAGGCUGAAAGGAGGAUGCUUUGCAAGAGUACAUAGACAAGAUGGCUACGACAAGAAAUGUUACGGUUUUCCAAGAUAGAACGCAACAUAACCAUAGCCCAGGGGAAACAAAACAAGGCAGUACCGAAAGAGGAAGGCAGGCAUAAAUAAGAGCUUUAAGAAGGGAGAUGUCGUGCUGCGAGGUAACAUGCUUCAGAAAAGUCAAGGGCAAGGUCACAAAAUCACAAGAUAAGUGGCCGGGGCCUAAUUACCCAAUAGAGGAAAUUAACCUGGAAAACGGAAAAUGUCAGCUAUGCGGGCGAGUUGGGAAGAUUUUAAGGCGGAAAACUAAUUUGAAGGAUGUUAAGAUUUACAAGCCACAGCAACUGAGUUCAGGAGACGACCAAGAUGGUUUGUCUGCAGCCCAGAAUGAAGAGGUGGAAACUCCACUGUCUGCAGCGGUGCUGACAAAAGCAUCCCAACACGGUGAAGCAACCAGGCCUCCACCUAACCGCACGCACGAACAGACCAGGGAUACCGUGCCUUCCCUGUCUUCUACUGGCAAGUAA
Molecule: messenger RNA, 677 nt
Organism: Porites evermanni
Lineage: Eukaryota; Metazoa; Cnidaria; Anthozoa; Scleractinia; Poritidae
Source: the annotation of a GenBank genome assembly